AUGAAGCUCUUCGUCAAUCGCACCUCUGUGACAAAUCUACAGGGGUUCACGGCCUACCUCAAUGCGGCUUGUUGCAAGCACAACCCGUCUCCUCGAACUUAUCGACCAAAUUCAUUAGAGCUUGUCUCGAGCAGGGCCCCAAACGCCGGCUGUGUGCUGCGCGGCAACAAAUCCAAGUACAGAAAAGAGGGACUGAAAUAUGCCAUUUUGACGGAUUCACACUCUCCAAAAGGAUUCCGGAUUCGGGGUGCCUUUCAAAACGCUCCAGAAUUCGCCCGAGAUUUCAAGUGCUCCCUCGGAACUCCUUAUAACCCCAGGAACCGGUGCACCCUUUGGUGA
Molecule: messenger RNA, 339 nt
Organism: Darwinula stevensoni
Lineage: Eukaryota; Metazoa; Arthropoda; Ostracoda; Podocopida; Darwinulidae
Source: the annotation of a GenBank genome assembly